Messenger RNA from Hippoglossus stenolepis (Pacific halibut), 4436 nucleotides. RefSeq names its product protein phosphatase 1, regulatory subunit 26 (gene ppp1r26). Bases 313 to 3807 code for a protein of 1164 amino acids. Lineage: Eukaryota; Metazoa; Chordata; Actinopteri; Pleuronectiformes; Pleuronectidae. Gene Ontology annotation, biological process: negative regulation of phosphatase activity. The transcript has 4 exons. The record is from RefSeq and is a predicted model, not a curated record. Gene Ontology annotation, molecular function: protein phosphatase inhibitor activity.
UAAGUGUGCAUAUUUCCCCGGUGCCAUAUUUGAAAGGCUUGGCUUGACUGUGGCUCUGGAGGAAACUGGUCCGCCCGGCAGUCGGAGCGGAGGAGGGGGCACUCGGCGGUGAGCUCCAGGCGGUGUGUGUGUGAGCUGCUGACGGACACCGACACAUCUCCUCGACGGCUUCUCGAAAUACCUUCAACCGUCGCGGCGAUGACCACGCUCCUUCUCUAGCGGCCCUUCUGUGUCCCCUGACCGGAUUGAACGAUGUGAUUGGGAUCGGAGGCAGCUGCACUCCAGUGGUCGAGGACCUCACCCUACACUAGAAUGUACUUGAUGAAUGUGCCACCUGUCGCAGUGACAACAGAAUGGAGAACAUGUGGCCCACCUGGAGGCUAUAGCCUUCAGUGCUUCAAUGACUCUGACCCUGAGUUGUCCACCAGAGGCACACCUAUCUCAGACAAGGUCCAGAUGAUCAUAGAGAGCCUUAGGAGCACCCAGUCCUCACUCGAGAUGGGCGACGAGCUUGAGGGAAAUGUGCUAUCAGGACAAGACGAUCAUUCCCAAGUCUGCAAGGUUGCAAUGGGUUCUUAUGUGGGAGCCAAAUCCAAAAUUAAAGGUCCCACUGAAACCCCGCAAGCUGAUGCUUCCUCCCCAAUCAACCAUGAGAGCAGUGACUCCGACAGUGAUGGUUCUGUGGACAGAGGAAUUGAGGAGGCAAUACUGGAAUACUUGAAAGAAAGGGGUGAUAACAAACGCAAAGCAGACCCAUGUUCCACGUUUCUCCAAGCUUCCAAAAUUCAGAGGAAGGAUACAGCUAGUCCUGAUGUUUCUGAACAGACCUCUGACAUUAAUACAUUCUUGUUUUCAAGCGACCCCUAUCCAAAAAGUUUCAAAGUCGAAACCCCGACAGCACCAGCUGUUAUACCUGUAAAAAAGUCUAUCAAAAACAAGGCCUCCCUUAACGACAAUAUUGUGAAGAAAUUAGAUUCUGAUAAAAUUACAAUGACCAAAAUUUCAGCCUUCCCAGUAAAGGUGGAAGAAGACUCCAAUGAUUCCAGUAGUGAUGAUGGCAUCGAAGAAGCCAUUCAAAUAUACCAGCUAGAGAAAAUGGAGCAGCAGAACAGAGGGGAAGAAUUAAAUCUCCCUGCAAGCAAAGGGGAGUCUGAUUCCACCAGCGAUGAUGGGAUUGAAGAAGCUAUUCGCUGCUACCAACUUGAGCAACUUAAGGAGAAGAGUGUCCUGAAACCAUUCACGCACACAAAAGAUCCCUGCAGUAAGUCGUUUAUACAGGGUGUUGGAAGUACAAGCAUUGGAAGCAUGAAUAAACCCAAAGUGAGGAAGAAGAAGACCAGAACGGAGAAAGAAGUGAAAUCUGUACCUCCAUCUGCUUUCAUAUCCAAGAAUUCACUAUCAGAGAACCAGAAAGGUAAUGGAAAUGGUUUACUUUCAUUUAAAGUGGAAUGUCUUAAAGAUCAACCUACACCUGCUCCCCCAAAGGCAAACACAACGGCAGAGCUCAUGUGUGCUGAGGCAAUAUUGGACAUUUCGAAAACUGUUUUGCCCGGAGUCUUCCAUCCCAGUGUUGACCUUGGCAGUUGUGCGACUACUGAAUCUCCCUCAAAGUCUUCAACCCCUGACACUUGCCCAGAUGAGGAAAGUGAUGACAGCUCCAUCGAUAGUGAAGAUGGGAUUGAGCAAGAGAUCAGAAUGUUUCUUGAGCAGAAGGCCCAAGUUAACAAACUGCCACCUUGCUCCACUGUUACCCAAGAGCCUCAAAGUGAGAAUGAACCAGAAAAAGUGAAAGCAAAACAAGUUGCAACCCAGAAGAAACCUUCAAGAAUGUCGGUGACACAAAGAAGAAAACUCAAAGAGGAAAACAGUAGCGAUCCCAACAUGUCAGGUAUUGAUAAAAACAUGACAGUAACAGCCCCGAUAUCUUUACCUGAUCACAGAAAAGAUUUGAGCCCAUUGAUGUUUUCCAACAGAAGUCAGACUCACCCAAUAGCUGGAUUACAUAAGACUGAACAAGGUGGCGAUAAAAGCAGCUCACUUGACAGUGACGAGGACCUAGACACUGCCAUAAAAGACCUGCUCAAGACAAAAAAGAAGACAAAGAAAAAGACAAGAGACUUGAAGCGGCAAUCAAGGAAGUGCCUUAAUGAUGAAGAAUCACUGCUAACAAAUGCCUCACAGACCAAAAAGUCCAAACCUGAGCCUUUUUCUAAGCGCAGUGCUGUGAAGAAAGUACAGAAGAUUAAAGAUGAAGUGAAAGAUACAACUGGAUUGAGUCAGAUGAACAUUUCUCAACAUAAACAAACUGAUCAAAGUAACGAGCAGGAUGUGCAUGGAGGUGAAACACGGACAUGGAAAGGGACUGAAGGUCAAGACUCCAUGUCGCUGCACAACUCUCACACUCUUCUUGAGGUAAAGGAAGACAGUACUUCAGUAGACAGCGACGAUAGCAUUGAGCAAGAGAUCAGAAGAUUUCUGGCUGAAAAGGCCAAAGUACCGACUGCAGUGAAAAGUAAAGACGCAGAUGUAUCAAGGAAUGGUACUGUCGUGGUUUGUAGCCUACUUCGAGAAGAAGAUAUCCAUCAGGAAAAUCAGCUGGCUGAAAUUCCAAGACAAAGUAUCACCAACCCUUUCUCUAGACAGUCUCUUCCAACACCACAGAGUUUGGUGCCAGACAUCUCAACCGUUGGUGCACAAUCACGUCUGUCCUCAGUCCAGUCUUGUAGCCCCAGUCCUUUGGAGCCAGCAGAUGGGGCAGGGGCUGCUAGAACCGAGCAACGGUGGUCUAACACGGGAGGAAGUGAGGUCCAGGAAGUUGCCCCACAGUUGGAGAGAGUUAAACCGGUUUUGAGUUCCAGCAUUGCCCAUUCUCGUUCUGAGUCAAUCAAGUGGCGUCAGAGCCUGGGACUCCCGAUUACUGACACAAGGACUCUCAGUCGGCUACCAUUCCAUAUCACCUCAUCUAAAAUCAGCAAGACUGCAUCAGCAACUCUACCAUAUCAAAGCACAGGCAUCCACCUCAGUUCACAGACUCCUGUCUCUGCUUGGUCCUCCACAAGGACCAGCGUAGCACCCUUCCCCUGGACUACAGAGAAGACAGUAAAUACCACAUACAGAUCCCCUGUUUUGAACCUAUUGUCCGCUCCCAGGCAGCAACCAAGGUUGUCCUUUACACAGAGCCAGGCACCUGGCCACAGCUCACCUUGCCCUUUAGAAGGAGAGACGCAGAGUAUGGUGCAUAUGCCUAAGGACAAGAGUGUGUUUGUCGAACUGGAAUCAAACAGGACCAACCAUGUCCAGGUCCGAAGCAGGGAAAGGAGCGAGGGAAAGGAGACAGCAGAUUUGCUAGUUGAGAUAAAGAAAGAAGGCAAGAGAUUGAAGAUAGGUGAUAAAGAAAUGCACCUAGAAAGAAAACAGGAAGAAUUUGUAGAUGAGGCAGAUUGUGAGUCAGUCAACAGGAUAAAUCCAGAGAAGAAGCAGGGCUUUUCCACAUUGUCUUUGUCCAGUGCCAUUGACCCUGGCAUCACCAUCAGACCUUGCAUAGCUCUCACCACAGAGGAGAGAAGCAGGAUGUUCUGCAGGAAGCAACUGUCUGAAAAUUGCAAGAAGGGGAAAGCCUCUCUCGUUAGUAUACCUGUGCAGAAAAGAAGGACUCUGCAGCGCGUCAAAAGAAAGCUGCAGUUUGUUCCAGUGGACAGGUAUGUGAUUGUCUCUUCAGCGAGUGAUCACUAUCAAACAGAACGUUUCAUCUCAGUUCAUUUCCAUCUUUUUGCAGGAGAAGUGAAGCACCCAGCGAGCCCAGCAUGACCAAAUAAAUCUCUAAUUUGCAUUCAAAAUGUGCAUGUAGAACAAUGUUUGAUGUAACAGUCUGCAGGUUGUUGGAUAAUUACUUUGUACUUCAUUUAAGUGUUAUUUUAUUGAAGGUUUCUUGUCAGUUUUGAUGUUCCAGACUAAUGGAAGUUUUAUAUUUUGGAAUAUACCCUUUAUUUUUAUUGUCCCAUUUUUUAUUUUUGAGAAAACAAUGGUUAAUGCCCUGUUUAUAAUGUUAUACAUUUAGUAGAGCUUCCAAAAUUCGCAUUAAUACAUGGGGAAAAAAAGUUCAAGUUUACUAAUUUGUUUAUGUAGCAAAUAAAGGGAAUUUCGUUUUGGAGUAAAAAAGUAAAUUCUAAUAUGCAGAGUUUUAGUAUUUUUGUUAAAUGCUAUUGUAUAUUGUAUAUUCAAUUCACACUGGGUUGUCAUUGGCCAUAGAUGACAUGGGUUUCUCUUCACACUGCAGCUGUUGUUUAUAGAACGUCUCUAAUGUGUCAUCUUUAUUGCCAAACAUGUUCUUAUGGAGUUAUUUCUUGAUGUUAACAUUUAUAUACAUUGUAUAGCUCUGUAAUAGUAAGGCAUUGCUUCCAGUGGUGUUGAAGUUUUUCAAUAAAGUUGUGAAGGUU